Messenger RNA from Kickxella alabastrina, 1005 nucleotides. Its product is annotated as WD40-repeat-containing domain protein. The transcript has a single exon. The record is from RefSeq and is a predicted model, not a curated record. Lineage: Eukaryota; Fungi; Kickxellomycota; Kickxellomycetes; Kickxellales; Kickxellaceae. Bases 1 to 1005 code for a protein of 334 amino acids. Gene Ontology annotation, molecular function: protein binding.
AUGACUCGCAUUCCAAUCACACAGGCACCUGGGCUGCUCCCACAAUUACGGCUGCAUGCGUCGGCAGCGUACGAGGCGGGCAGUGACUUGUAUGUGUAUGAGAUCGUCAGCACUGACUUGGGCAUGGCGGCAUCGGCAUCCAACCACACGGUCAAGUUUUUCGACCGCGGCACGCUACAGGCCACAGGAACGCUGGCGCACCACAGCGACCAGGUAACGCAGAUGCGUGCGCGGCCAAACUCGCUUUUGACGAGCUCCCUUGACGGCCAAAUCGCCAUUUGGGACUUGCGGCAGCCAUUGGGCGCACCAGCACUGGGAUUCCGCGCCAGCGACCCGCUUCUGAGCUUCGACCUGGGCAAUGACGAGCGGCUGCUAGUGGGCGGCGCGCGAUUAGACGAGGACAUGCACUUGUCGCGCAUUAGUUUCUGGGACACGCGCGGCAGCGGCACGCAGGCCGUGCGCGUGUUCGAGAGCAUGCACAGCGAUGACGUUACGCAGAUCCACUGCGGGGCGCGCGAUGGCCGCGUGCUGUCGGCAUCGACCGACGGGUUGGUGUGCACGUUCGAUCCGGCGCAGGAAGAGGACGAUGCUGUGCUGGCUGUGGCCAAUACAGGCGCAUCGGUCGCGCGCUGCGGGUUCUUCGGCCCUGACGAGCAGUACGUGUACGCACAAAGCGAUAUGGAGACGUUGCAGCUAUGGUCCGACGACGCCACGCUGCUGGCUGAUUUCGGCGAUGUGCGCGCUGUGGCUGGCAGCGGCGUGCCCGUCGACUACAUGGCUGGCUUCCGUUACGAUGCCGCCACACAGCGGCUGUUCAUGGCCGCCGGCACUGACGCUGGCGACCUGCACGUGUUCCAUGUUGGCGCCGGGUUGCUGGAGCACGCGCAGGUGCUGGCCGGCGGCCACUCAGCCAUUGUGCGCGCUUUUGACUGGGACGCACACGCGGGCUGGGCCGCGACGGGCGGCGAGGACGGGCGACUGAGCGUGUGGGCAGCAGCUCAGUAG